AUGAAGGACUGUCUCCCAAACAACCAACCGGACUUCAAUCUUAUUGUCAAAAGUCAAAAAUUCGCGAGCACUUUGUCUUAUUAUAUCCUGGUAGCUAUGGCUGCUUUCCCGGGGACACCAGUCGAACAUGCUAUAGUAUCUAUCAAGGAUUCAGCGGAGGGAGCUCGACCGUUGCUGGGGGCUUCAAAGUCUGACUCCCGCCGGGAACUCGCCGGGUCCACCAGAGAGACAACGAUGGUUCCCCUCCAAGCAAAAUGGGUGCAGAAGGUUCGGCAAUUUUUUGGCCUUGAUCACCAAGCUGAAUUAGCAGCUGCUAUUGCGUGGCAACACACAACUCGCACAACCUCGGAACCCAGGAUGAGCGUCGCGGACCUGCUGACCGCGGAGAAGCAACGCGCGUUGAUCAAAGCACACCGCAAGUCCAACCGAGUAUCUGCCCAACAAUCAUAA
Messenger RNA from Puccinia triticina, 450 nucleotides. RefSeq lists its product as uncharacterized. Lineage: Eukaryota; Fungi; Basidiomycota; Pucciniomycetes; Pucciniales; Pucciniaceae. The transcript has 2 exons. The coding region runs from base 1 to 450 and encodes 149 amino acids. The record is from RefSeq and is a predicted model, not a curated record.